Messenger RNA from Aphidius gifuensis, 2091 nucleotides. Its product is annotated as putative neugrin-like protein DDB_G0288135. Lineage: Eukaryota; Metazoa; Arthropoda; Insecta; Hymenoptera; Braconidae. Gene Ontology annotation, cellular component: nucleus. The record is from RefSeq and is a predicted model, not a curated record. The transcript is spliced from 2 exons. The coding region runs from base 761 to 2062 and encodes 433 amino acids.
GAGGUAAAAACACAAAAUUUAUAAUGUAAAAUUAUAUUAUAUUUAAUUAAAGUGCAACAGUAUAAUAAUAAUAAUAAUAAUAGAAUCAAUUGACAAGAAUAAUGAGAAAAAAAGACGAUAAUAAAAAAUAAAAGCUUCAAAUUUUUUCUCUUUAUAACAAUAAUUGACAUACCUUAAUAAUUUUUUGUAUUUUCAUUAAAACUAUUAAUCAAUUAAUAAAAAUGCCAUUUAGCUAAUGGUAAUAAUAAUAAUAAAUUAAUUACAAUAGUGAGAAGAAAAAAAAAAUGAGAAAUAAAUGAAAAAAAAUAAAUAAACUACUGUGUAUAAAUAUAACUAAAUAAAUAAAUAAAUAAUUAAUGUACAAUGUAUGUAAACUUGAAUUACAAAAACAAUGUAUUUAUAAUGAUAAUAAUAAUAAUAAUAAUAAUAAUAGUAAUAACGAUAAUAAUAAAUAAAAUAUAAAAAAGUUUGUUUAUACAAAAAAUUUUAGUUUUAUAUUUUAAAUUUAUCUUUUUUACCUCUCUCUCUCAAAAAAAAAAUAUAAAUAUCAACUCACACCUGCGCACAUACUACACUACAGAGACAGAGAGAGAGAGAUUAUUAUUGAUUGGUGUACAUACAUACAUAUUACAUGCAUACAUGGUGCAUAUAUCAACAAGUACAACUAUUUAUUAAAUAUAAAUAUUAACAACAAGCAUUCAUAAUUUUGCUAAGAAACAAAAAAGGUAUAUAAUUUUUAUACAUAUACAAAUAUACAAUAAUGAAUACUUUAAAGUCAAUAAUGUAUUUGGGUAUUCGAGGUUAUCGUAGUAAACAACAUGGUAAAUCAUAUAAAGAAAAUGCAAGUGCAUUUAAAAAUAUUAAAGAAAACGAGUUAUAUUCACAAAAUACAGAUCAAGAUUCAAAUGAUUAUGAUUUUGAUAAUGAUUACGAUAAAGAUGAAGCUGAUUUUACUGGUAUUCACAAAAGUCAUAAACAACUUGAACGAGAAUCAAAAUAUGAAUUGGAAAAAUUAAAAAUGAAAAUGGUUAAAUCAAAAUACUUUGACAAAAAAGAGCCAAGUUUUUUAACUUGGUCAGAGAAAGAACAAAUUCGAUGUCUUCAUGAGCAAGAUGAAAUUGAAUGGUCACCAGAUAGAUUGGCUGAAUGUUUUCCUGCAUUACCACAGACAAUUUUAAAAAUAUUAAAAACAAAGUGGAAACCAAAUAACAUAAAUACAAUAAACAAAUAUGAUAAAAGUGUCAUUGAUAAUUGGGAAAAAUUUAAAAAAGGAGAUCUUGCACUGGACCCAAUGUUGGCACAACACUUAAAUAAAUUUAAAGACAGAAAAAUUGAUUUUGAAGCUUUACAAUCUUUGGCACAUAAAUUUGUUAAAGAUAAACCAGUAUUUCCUCAGCCAAAAAAUAAAUUAUUUAUAUCACUUUUACAAGAUGAUGAUAAUGAUGAUGAUGCUGUUAAAUUAAAAAAAAUAAAAUCAAAUGAUGAUGAUGAUAAUUUAUUAUAUAAAAUAACUGAUGGUAAUGCUAAUAAAAAUAAUGAAACCAUAAUACAACAAAAAAAAAAUAAUAUAAUUACCAAUAAUAAAAUAAAACAAGACCAACAGUAUACGACAUUUGAUGAAUUUUUAGAACAUUCAAUAGAUAAAUUAUCUAAAACCAAUACCAACAACAAUGAUAUAUCAUUAGAAAAUAAAUUAUUAAUUGAAGAAUAUAAAAAAAAAAUUGAUUUAGUUGAUUCAUCAAUAACAUCAACAACAUCAACAACUAUGAUAGACGACAAUAAUGUUGAAUUACCAUGUGAAAAUGAUGAUGAUGAUGAUGAUGAUGACAAUUCAACAUCAAUUGCCAUGUCAAAUUUACAUAUUGAUGAAAAUUCACCGACAACUGGUAUUAUUGAAAGAAAAAUAAUUGAAUCAUCAUCAUCAUCCAGUGAAGAUGAUUAUCCACGUUUUAUUAAAAUACCCAAAGGUAAAGCCAAAGAAGGUGUUACUUUCAGAGUUCAAGAUAAAUAUUAUGAUUGGGAUGGUGAAUUUUUGUACAGAGUACCUGUGUUAAAAUCAUAAUAAUAAAUAUAAUUAAUUUUAAAUUUUAA